CUCAGUCAGCUGUGAAAAAAUGGCUGACUUUGGAGACGUCCUAAGGAACAUUGGGGAGUUUGGAACCUUCCAAAAGCUCAUGGUUUUUGCACUUUGUGUUCCAAAUAUUAUUUUGCCUUUUCAAUUUGCCUGCGUGUUUUUUAUCCAGUCCGACCCGGAGCGACAUUGUAACACGGACUGGAUCCUGAAGGCCGACGCUAACCUGACCCGGCAGGAGCAGCUGAACCUGACCGUUCCUCUUGAACAGGAUGGUUCUUUCAGCAGGUGUCGCAUGUUUGUUCCAGUGGACUGGGACAUCAGGACCAUCAGGGAACACGGACUCAACGAGACCACGGGGUGCCAGAAUGGUUGGGUGUACAACAGUGAACUUUAUACAGCCACCAUAGUCACUGAUUUUGAUCUGGUAUGUGAUCGGGCUUUUUUACUGCAACUGGCACAAACAGUAAUGAUGACGGGCAUUCUGCUUGGUUGUCUCUUAUUUGGACCUUUUGCUGAAUCGUUUGGUCGCAAACGAGCAGUUCAAAUACCGAUGGUUGCAAACCUCAUUUUUACUCUCACCAGUGCCUUGUGCCCCAACUUCCUGCUUUUUCUGCUCUCCCAGUUUUUGAUGGGCAUUGGCUAUGGAGGUUUUCGGAUGAAUGCAAUCAUAUUAGCCACAGAGUGGAUUGGACCGUCCAAGAGGUCUUGGGGAACAUGCGUGACCCAACUAUUUGGUGCAUUAGGACAGGCCAUCCUUGCUGGUGUGAUCUACUUUAUCAGAGACUGGAAACUAGCUCAGUUUAUCACCGCAGCUCCACUGGCAGUCAUUUGUAUUUAUAUAUGGUUCCUUCCAGAGUCCGCCAGGUGGUUGUUGGACAGAGGGAGGACAGAAGAAGCUAAAAAGUUGCUGUUAAAGGUGGCAGCUGUCAAUAAACGCACCUUCAAAGACUCUCUCCUGGAAAAGAUUGUCGUGAAAGAGAAAAAGGAGAAAAAGAGCGGCGUUUUAAUAAUCGUCCAGUCUUCUGUGCUUCGGAAGUAUUUCUUCAUCUUAUUAUUUGCAUGGUUCUCAGUGAAUGUUGCGUACUAUUGCGUUUCAUUCAAUGUGGGGGACUUUGGCUUGGACGUGUUUAUGACACAGCUCUUGUUUGGUCUGACGGAAACGCCUGCUCAGAUUCUUUGCAUGUGGCUGCUGGAAGCACUGGGGAGAAGAAUAUCCUUCAUCUCCACACUCCUGGUUGGGGGGCUCUUGUCCGUCUUGAUGCUCGCGUUCAGUCCAGGAUAUCCUGUGGCUGUAACUGCACUGGCGACAUCAGGACGUUUCUUGGCUAACUGGGCCGCAUCCAUAUGUAAUGUUUAUGUUCAAGAGUUAUUCCCAACCUCUUGUCGACAAACAGCCUCGGGUUUGGGCUCCGUCGCAAGCCGGGCUGGUGGUUUGAUCGCCCCUUUGGUCAACAUGCUGGCUACGUACCACUGGUCCAUACCUAUCGUUAUCUUCAGCGGCCUGACGCUGAUCAGCGGGAUUCUCAGCUUCGCGCUUCCUGAGACUCGAGGGAUUGAACUACCAGAUUCGACCGACGAUGCUGAGGGCAACAGGAAUAAGAAGAUGACCAAGAAAGAGUGUGAAUCAAAUGUCCACAUCAAAUCCAGUAAACUGUAGUGUUUUCUAUACUACGAACAGCUACGAACAAGAUGCACACUAAAAAAUGUUGGGUCGAAAAAAUAACCCAAUUUUAAACCAACUGCUGGUUCAGAAAAGGACGAACCCCUUAUUUGAGUUAUUUUAACUCAACAUUUUGGGUUAAUUCUUUCAACCCAACUUUUGCGUUGAAUUAUUUAAUCCACAAGUUAAGUUAUGCUAACUCAAUGUUGGUUGAUUCAUAACCCAACUAAUGGGUUGAAUUUAUUUAACACAAAAGUUGAAGUAUGCUCACUACAAUGUUGGGUUAUUCCAAACCCAACUAUUGGGUUACGCAAUUUAGCGCUCCUUGCAUACUUGCCAACCCUCACAGAUUUUCCGGGAGACUCCCGAAAUUCAGCGCCUCUCCCGAAAACCUCCCGGGACAAAUUUUCUCCCGAAAAUCUCCCGAAAUUCUGGCGGAGCUGGAGGCCACGCCCCCUCCAGGUUUAUUGUUAGGCAGUUUCAUUAACGUCCUCCCAGCGCGGCAACAACACAUAACAACAGCAGUCACGUUUUGUCUACCGUAAAGCAGUUUGUCUGCCGUAAACAGCAAUGUUUUGACACUCUUAAACAGGACAAUACUGCCAUCUACUGGACAUGCAUAUGUAACAAUAACAUCUACGGCUUUUAGAGAGUGCAGUGCACAACUGCGCACACAACAAGGAGACGAAACGGAAUGCAUCAUCAGAGAGGGUGUUCAGCAUGGUUAGAAAAAUAGUGACAGAGAAUAGAACAAGGAUGGACAAUUCAACCCUUAACUCAACAAUGAGUAGAUGAGUGUUAUGUGUGUGUAUAUGUGUAAAUAA
Nerophis lumbriciformis (worm pipefish) is the source of this 2463-nucleotide messenger RNA. Its product is annotated as solute carrier family 22 member 13-like. Lineage: Eukaryota; Metazoa; Chordata; Actinopteri; Syngnathiformes; Syngnathidae. Gene Ontology annotation, cellular component: membrane. The record is from RefSeq and is a predicted model, not a curated record. Gene Ontology annotation, biological process: transmembrane transport. Gene Ontology annotation, molecular function: transmembrane transporter activity.